This is a messenger RNA of Aureobasidium namibiae CBS 147.97, 747 nucleotides long. Its product is annotated as DNA replication complex GINS protein PSF2. Gene Ontology annotation, cellular component: GINS complex; nucleus. Gene Ontology annotation, biological process: double-strand break repair via break-induced replication; DNA replication. Bases 1 to 747 code for a protein of 248 amino acids. Lineage: Eukaryota; Fungi; Ascomycota; Dothideomycetes; Dothideales; Saccotheciaceae. The transcript is spliced from 3 exons. The record is from RefSeq and is a predicted model, not a curated record.
AUGGCGUUACCGCUGAAGCCAGGCCUGACGCCGGCCGAGGUGGCCUUUUUGUGCGAGAUGGAGAUGGUCACGGUCAUACCGCGCCAGCGCCUCGACUCGCUCGAGCUGCUCGGUGGCCCUACCAAAGCACUUACACCGCCGUUCCCCACGCCGCUCCCUCUCUGGCUCGCUUUGCUACUCAAACGCCAGCGACGCGCAAACAUCCUGCCUCCACCCUGGCUCAACCCCGAAGCUCUUGCCGCAAUCCUCGACAUCGAAGUCGACAACGAGGACCUCUUCUCUCCGCCACCUCCUCUCGCUGCAGCUACCACUCUCCCUUCGGACCUAUAUCUAGAUCGCACUGCUCUGGAAGUCUCGUCGCCCUUCUUGCCCUCGAGCACCUCAAACGCUGCACCAGAUGCCUUGCCCUACCACUGGCUGGAACUGAGCCAUAUGCUCCUAUCACAUGCCUCUGAUGACUUUGAAGAGCCCGAUACCGUCAGAGGUCUGCUACGCGAUCUCAGAGAGGUCCGCAUGGCCAAGCUCAGGAAAGGCCUCAAGGUCCUAGAUGCUGGCGCUGGCGUGCAAAUGAACGGCGUCGGUGCUCUCGAGAUUGCAGAAUCGAGAUCUUUCAUUGCUGCUGUCAUUGACGGCCUGAGAAAGAUCGGUGCCUCGAGAGAGCAGACGCGCAAGGAAAGAGACGCAGAAGACGCCGAAAAUGGCUACGCGGCGAGCUCAAUCGACGACCAAGACGACGACAUGUUAUGA